GACACGUUGCCUGGCACAGAGGAGGAGGGAAGGCGCUGUGGAUGGAGGAAAGGGUUGCUAAAUCCAGCUGCUUGGGUGUCCACUCAGAUAUCAGCGGAGAGACAAGUGGAGGCGGUAAGAGCAGAUGUCCUGCUCACAUCAUCUUUACCUGGAUUAGUCUCCACGGCAACCUUCCACCUGAAGAACAGCAUUCAGGACAGAUACACAAACAGUCACGUGUGUGUGUGUGCUUGUAUGCAAACACGUUUGUAUGUGUGUGCAGAUUAACUCCCAAGGGAAUAUCAGCAGCCAUGAACACUCAACAGAUGGAGCAGAUGGGCCAGUUCAAGAUCACUGUCUGGGAGGAGGAGAACUUCCAGGGAAAGCGCUGCGAGUUCAUGCUGGAGUGCCAGAACAUCAUGGAGAGGGGCUUCAACAAGAUCCGCUCCAUCAAGGUUGAGAACGGACCUUGGGUGGGUUAUGAGUACCCCGAGUUCCAGGGACAGCAGUUUAUCCUGGAGAAGGGAGACUACCCCCGCUACGAGGCCUGGAGUGGAAACAGCAGCUACAGAACCGAGCACAUGCUGUCUUUCAGACCCAUCAAGUGCGCCAACCACAGUGACAGCAAGGUGACCCUGUACGAGUGUGAGGACUUCCAGGGCCGUAAGUUCGAGAUGUGCGAUGACUACCCCUCCCUACAGGCCAUGGGCUGGUGCAGCAAGGAGGUGCCCUCCAUCAAAAUCAACUCCGGAGCCUGGGUGGCCUACCAGUUCCCCGGUUACCGUGGCUACCAGUACAUCCUGGAGAGAGACAGACACCAAGGCGAGUACAGAAACUACAACGAGUACAGCACCCAGGCUCACACCAACCAGGUGCAGUCCAUUCGUAGGAUCCAGCACUAAGCCUCCACUCUACCUGUCUGACUCAACCUGAAAAAAAGAACUUUUCCUGAUCUCCUUCCUCAACUUGAACCCGGACAGACCACUGUCACAGACCAGUAGAUGGACAAACUCUUUCUAUCACUCUGUGGCUUUGCAUGUAUGGAUAUCUAAGUACCUUCUUCUACUACCAUGCUAAGGCAUGUUCUUGAAAUAGGAAAUAAAGGCUUUUCUUCAAAACUA
This is a messenger RNA of Thunnus maccoyii (southern bluefin tuna), 1100 nucleotides long. It is a transcript of the gene cryba2b, whose product is annotated as crystallin, beta A2b. The transcript has 6 exons. Lineage: Eukaryota; Metazoa; Chordata; Actinopteri; Scombriformes; Scombridae. The record is from RefSeq and is a predicted model, not a curated record. Gene Ontology annotation, biological process: visual perception; lens development in camera-type eye. The coding region runs from base 42 to 881 and encodes 279 amino acids. Gene Ontology annotation, molecular function: structural constituent of eye lens.